AUGCCGAAGGGAGCGCGCCCGGCGGCGGCUAAGCAGGAGGAAUGGCGGGGGGAGGAGGAGGGGCAGGACCAACCGGUGAAGAAGGGCAAGAAGGACCGGCGAGGCAAGAAAUCGUUCUUCGAGGAGCUGGCGGAGGAGGAGAAGCCGGCGCCCGCCGAGGCCCCCACCCCCCCGGAGAAGGAAGCGCCACCCCAGCAGGCCUCCCGGCGGAAGCGAGACCGGCGGAAAGAGCAGCGGCGGCGGCCGGGGGCAGAGCCUGAGCCCGAGGAGGUGGAGCUUAGCCGGCGCCUGCAGGAGCUGGCGGCCGCUGGCAGCGAAGAAGAGGAGGAGGAAGCACCGGCCCCCAGGAAAGGGGGGAGGAGGAGGAAGGGCGGCAACGUCUUUGCAGCGCUGAGCCAGGAGCAGAGCGAGGAGGAGGAGGAGGAGGAGAAAAAGGACGAAGGCUCGCGGCCCGGCAAGGGCAAAAGCAACAAGGAGGAAGAGGAGGGUGAGAAGAAGAAGAAGAGUCGGAAAAACGAGAAGACCAAAGGGAAGCGGCAGCAGGGAAAGCCCCCCAGCGAGGACGAGGCCGAAGGCUCCGAUGAGGAUGCGCGGCCCAAGGGAGGGAAGAACAAGUUCGCGGCUCUGCACGAUGACGAUGAGGAGGAGGAGGAAGAUGAGGCCGAAGAGCCCCGGAAGGGCAGCGAGCCCCACGAGGAGGAGGAGGCCGGGAGGAAGGCCGAGCCCGACGCCCGCGUCAGCAAGAAGGACAAGAAGAAGAUGAAGAAGCAGAUGGAGUACGAGCGGCAGGUCGCCACCAUGAAGGCAGCGGCGGCGGCGGGCGAGAACGACUUCUCGGUGUCGCAGGCCGAGCUCUCCUCCCGGCAGGCCAUGCUGGAGAACGCCUCCGACAUCAAGCUGGAGAAGUUCAGCAUCUCAGCCCAUGGGAAGGAGCUCUACGUCAACGCCGACCUCUACAUCGUGGCCGGGCGCCGCUACGGCCUCGUGGGACCCAACGGGAAGGGGAAGUCGACGCUGCUGAAGCACAUCGCGAACCGGGCGCUGAGCAUCCCCCCCAACAUCGACGUGCUGCUCUGCGAACAAGAGGUGGUGGCGGAUGAAACGCCGGCGGUGCAGGCGGUGCUGCGCGCCGACACCAAACGACUCCGGCUCCUGGAGGAGGAGAAACGGCUGCAGGCGAUGCUGGAGGGGGGUGACGACGCGGCCGCCGAGCGCCUGGAGAAGGUGUACGAGGAGCUGCGGGCCAUCGGGGCGGCUGCCGCCGAGGCCAAGGCGCGGCGUAUCCUGGCCGGUCUUGGCUUCAAUCCCGAAAUGCAGAACAGAGCUACCAGGAAAUUCUCCGGUGGGUGGCGGAUGAGGGUGUCCCUGGCCCGGGCCUUGUUUAUGGAGCCGACGUUGCUGAUGUUGGAUGAACCCACCAACCACCUCGACCUCAACGCCGUCAUUUGGCUCAACAACUACUUGCAGACCUGGAAGAAGACGCUGCUGGUGGUGUCGCACGACCAAGGUUUCCUCGAUGACGUCUGCACCGACAUCAUCCACCUCGACGCUCAGCGCCUCUUCUACUACCGCGGCAACUACAUGACAUUCAAGAAAAUGUACCAGCAGAAGCAGAAGGAGCUGCUCAAACAGUUUGAGAAACAGGAGAAGAAGCUCCGCGACCUCAAGGCCGGCGGCAAGUCCACCAAGCAGGCGGAGAAGCAGACGAAGGAGGCGCUGACGCGAAAGCAGCAGAAGUGCCGGCGGCGGACGGCGGCGGAGGAGGCGGCCGAGGCCCCGGAGCUGCUGAAGAGACCCCGGGAAUACACCGUCCGCUUCACCUUCCCCAACCCGCCCCCCCUCAGCCCCCCCAUCCUCGGCCUCCACGGUGUCGACUUUGGUUACGAGGGGCAGGAGCUGCUUUUCCGCAACCUCGACUUUGGCAUCGACAUGGAGUCGCGGGUUUGCAUCGUGGGCCCCAACGGCGUGGGGAAGAGCACGCUGCUGCAGCUGCUCACCGGACAGCUGACGCCGACGCGGGGGCAGAUGCGCAGGAACCACCGGCUGAAAGUGGGCUUCUUCAACCAGCAAGCGGCCGAGCAGCUGCGGCUGGAGGAGACGGCGGCCGAGUACCUGCAGCGCGGCUUCAACCUGCCCCACCAGGACGCCCGCAAGUGCCUGGGCCGCUUCGGGCUGGAGGGACACGCCCACACCCUCCAGAUCGCCAAGCUCUCGGGGGGGCAGAAGGCCCGGGUGGUGUUUGCCGAGCUGGCCUGCCGCGAGCCCGACGUCCUCAUCCUGGACGAACCCACCAACAACCUGGACAUCGAAUCCAUCGACGCUUUGGCCGACGCCAUCAACGACUACCGGGGAGCCGUCAUCGUGGUGAGCCACGACGCCCGCCUGAUCACGGAGACGGGCUGCCAGCUGUGGGUGGUGGAGGAGCAGGGCCUCAGCCAGAUCGACGGCGACUUUGACGACUACAAGCGGGAGGUGCUGGAGGCGCUGGGGGAGGUGGUCAUCAACCGCCCCCGCGAGUGAGGGGGGGCGGGGCAACAUCUGCACCCCUCCCCCCCCCGGUAAUAAAGAGGAAUGCUGCA
This is a messenger RNA of Gavia stellata (red-throated loon), 2579 nucleotides long. It is a transcript of the gene ABCF1, whose product is annotated as ATP binding cassette subfamily F member 1. The transcript has 26 exons. Lineage: Eukaryota; Metazoa; Chordata; Aves; Gaviiformes; Gaviidae. The coding region runs from base 1 to 2520 and encodes 839 amino acids. The record is from RefSeq and is a predicted model, not a curated record. Gene Ontology annotation, molecular function: ATP hydrolysis activity; ATP binding.